Molecule: messenger RNA, 2002 nt
Organism: Hyaloscypha bicolor E
Lineage: Eukaryota; Fungi; Ascomycota; Leotiomycetes; Helotiales; Hyaloscyphaceae
Product: calcium/calmodulin-dependent protein kinase 1
Exons: 6
Coding region: 459-1724 (421 amino acids)
Biological process (GO): cellular response to oxidative stress; protein phosphorylation
Molecular function (GO): ATP binding; calcium/calmodulin-dependent protein kinase activity
Source: RefSeq, a predicted model, not a curated record
CUUAAACUCCUUUGUAUCAAACUCAACAAGAGCUACUUGCAGACUUUAAUCGAGUCCUCAGCGGCUUGAAAGGCAGCCAAUCAUUGUCACGUGAAGGGAUCUGCAAGCCCCUUUAGCUGAGCCACCCCUCCAUAGCUGCGGCUGACUGCUGGCAAGGCAGACCAAACCACUGAGUAAUUCCUUGGGAAACUAUUUAUUGUUGUGGCAUCGAGUCUGCGAGUCAUUUCUUCUAUUCUCGAGCUUGCACUUCCACAAGGGCUCGUAUAUCUUCCUACAUACAUCGCGCACGACAGCCUCGCACCUUCAACCCCACUAGGUCUCACUUCAGGAGCUUUCCAACUCGACUCAGCGCAGCUUCUGUGCGCGUGAGUUACAGUAAAUCAUCUGUACCAGGUUGCAGAUUGAGAGCCACAAAGGGACACGGCAAUUGAGGUUAAGAACCAUAAGAGGAAGCCACGAUGAGUUUCUCCAACAUGCUCAACAAGCUUCACGGCCAACCAGAGAGCUAUGAUAAGAAGUCAAGAUAUCGGUUUGGUCGAACGCUCGGCGCAGGCACAUAUGGCAUUGUGAGAGAGGCAGAAGGACCAACAGGAAAGGUUGCCGUGAAGAUCAUCCUCAAGAAGAAUGUCAAAGGGAACGAGCAGAUGGUCUACGACGAACUCGAGAUGUUGCAGCGGAUGAAACACCCACACAUUGUCAAGUUCGUGGACUGGUUUGAGUCGAGGGACAAAUAUUAUAUCGUCACACAGUUGGCAACUGGAGGAGAGUUGUUCGACCGCAUCUGCGAGCAGGGGAGAUUCACAGAAAAGGAUGCCUCGCAGACCAUUCGGCAAGUCCUCGAAGCUGUGGACUACCUGCACAAUAACAAUGUUGUCCACAGAGAUCUCAAACCCGAAAACCUACUUUACUUGACCGCUGCUCCUAAUUCUGAUCUCGUUCUCGCAGAUUUUGGAAUUGCCAAAAUGCUCGACUCAAAAGACGAAGUCCUCACAACUAUGGCUGGUUCUUUUGGCUAUGCAGCACCCGAGGUCAUGCUCAAGAAGGGCCAUGGCAAACCAGUAGAUAUGUGGUCCCUGGGUGUGAUCACCUAUACUCUUCUCUGUGGAUACUCUCCAUUCCGUAGCGAGAACCUCCAAGACCUUAUCGAAGAAUGCAACAAUGCCCGAGUCAUCUUCCACGAGCGGUAUUGGAAGGAUGUCAGUGACGACGCAAAGGAUUUCAUUGGCCAUCUCCUGCAACCAGGUCCUGAUGAUCGGUCCACCAGCAAGGAAGCUCUCCAGCAUCGAUGGCUCAGUGGACGCACUGCCACGGACCACAAUCUCCUGCCAGAGAUCCGCGCGUACAUGGCAAAGGCUCGUCUUCGCCGUGGCAUCGAGAUUGUCAAGCUUGCCAACCGCAUCGAAGCACUCAAGAUGCAAGAAGACGAGAACGACGAGGUGCCAGGCGAAUCUGAUGUCCCCGCCGAUGCCAAAGCUGCCGCGGGUGCGGCUCUCUCUGGCCAAGCUGGGCAAGAAGUCAGACCCGGACUGGGUAGCAGCAGUUCGGCAGGCAGUGCACCAGGUGGUAAACGGACACUUAGUAACAUUGCCAAAGGAGCGAUUUUCAGAGAAGUCGUGCUAGCGAAAGUCCGAGAGAUGAAGGAAGUCGAGAAGCAGUUGCAGGUGGAAAAGGAUGCCGAAGCCAACGCCGCCAAGCGGAAGAGCUGGACGGGUGAAAGGUCAUAGGGUGGUUUCAUUCAUUGUCGUUGUGCGUUGAUUUGCCAGUGGAAGGAAAGUCGAUACCCGAAAUAGGGAAUGGUUGCGCGCCUGCUUUUUUCACUGCGUUGAUUACAUACUCAUCACAGAACCUCUUUUACAUAGCGAGACUGGUUUGGUUUGGGGGCCUGGUCAGGAUGAAUGGAAAAAGUCAAAAUUCUCACAAACCUUUCCACUCAUUGAGUAUACCCAUUUCAAGAGAACCUCAAACAGAUUUUGCCUCGCUUGUGCAAAUAUCUCUUAUUUCC